AUGAUGUCCUUCCGACGACUGCUCAGCGCGGUGCGGUCGGCCCGCGAGGCGCUCACGAGGGGCGCGCCCAUGGCCGACGGUGUGAUCAAGUCGCUCGUAUCGCUGGUGGUGAUCCUCUGCAUCGCCGUGUCCUCCCCGCAGUCGGCGUCCGCCAAGCCCUUCGCCUUCAGCUUCCCGGCGAGCUGGUCCCUGGCCGGGCUGGUGGGCGGCGUGGGCGCUCGCUCCGAGGACCACCGGCGGGAGCCCGCGGGGGUGAAGCCCUACACCGAGCGGAGAGUCUCCAACGACACCCUCCGCAUGAUCUACUACCACGACCAGACCGUGGCCGUGGUCGAGCUCGGCCUGGACAAGCUGCUCCUUAACUGCGAGCUCAUCGAGACAUAUGAUGAGGACGACACGAGCCGCCUCCUGCGCCAGUUGAGCGUCAUCAACAGACCUCUGGCCAUCAGCUUCCCACAGAUGACUAAGUUGAUGAGCCAGUGUCAGCAGGUGGACGGUGUAGAAGGGUCGGAGGGCUGGGCGGCGUCCCGGCGGAGGUCGGACUGGCGGGAACGAGGAGCAGCGAGACUGAGGGCGGGCGGGCAGCACGCGGGGCUGCUGGGGGGCAGUCCGCUGUCACUGCUGCAGGGGAUCAUACCUGGCACUAAGUGGUGCGGCACGGGCGACAUCGCGGCGGACUACCACGACCUGGGCUCCGACCGGCCGCUGGACCGCUGCUGCCGCACGCACGACCUGUGCCCCAGCAAGGUGCGCGCCUUCUCCACCCGCUACAACCUCACCAACAACUCCCUCUACAGCAAGUCUCACUGCACCUGCGACGACAUGCUCUUCGACUGUUUGAAGACCACCAACACGUCCGCCUCGCACCUCAUGGGGCACAUCUAUUUCAAUAUAGUCCAAGUGCCCUGCUUCGAGGACCUUCCCUCCGGCCGGCGGUUCAGAGAAGCGAAGCAAGGCUUCUGA
This is a messenger RNA of Danaus chrysippus (African queen), 963 nucleotides long. The record is from the annotation of a GenBank genome assembly. Lineage: Eukaryota; Metazoa; Arthropoda; Insecta; Lepidoptera; Nymphalidae.